AUGUCUCGUUAUUCAGGCGUUCAGCACACGCACAUAAGGCGGUGGGUCAACGGAGGCGAGCCGGCAUCGCCGCCAUCCGCUGUGCCCUCAUGCCCUGGCGGCGGCAUGUGGUUACUUCUACUACUGCCUAUGUUUGUGACGUCACUAACCCGAGAGCCGGUCUAUCUGGGCCAAGUCUAUCAGAAGCCGCUAUCACAAAAGGCAAGUAGUACUGUGACGGGUGAGUCUGGAAGAAAAUUAUCGUCAUGGUUGAUCGUAAAGAAUGGCAUUUUAUAUGGCAUUCCCGGAAAAGAAGAUAUUGGAUCGCAUAUGAUAAAAAUUAGUUCUCCGUCUAAAAAAGAACAAAUCAUUGAAUUUCUUGUGAGAGAAGAUACAAAUAAUCCGUGUGGUGAUGAGGACAAUUACUGGGUGGAAGCACUCUACGAGCAGGACGAACCGGUCUACAGUUAUAAUUAUUCGCGUGCAUUUCGAAAAGUCGAAGCAAUCGGUGGUGAUGCGAAGGCGGCAUUUACUAUCAUGAAGAAGGUAGCAUGUGGCGACGAUUUAGAGACGGCGGCCAGUGAAAUGGAUACAUUUUUGAGCGCUGUAGAGAACGUCGAAUAUGACUAUGUUGUGUUGACAAAAGGUCGCGUGCUUCAGCUGACCAACGACAGCAGUUCUACCGUAGGAAAGUUUACCGCUGUAACUGAGGUCACCACCUUACGUACAACUCGAAAAGUCGACAAUCCACCGGUGAAGCUGAACUCGUUGUCUGCCUUCACUUGUACGCGUGGUGUUUAUUGUGAGAUGAUCAUACCGGAGAGCACAUUCAAAGAUGUUGAGGACGGUGAUACAUUUAAACUGAAACUAUCAGUGCAGUCAAUCGACAAAAAGGAAUCUUGGAUUUUCUACGAACACAAGAAACUUAAAGGUGUGCCGCUUGACGAAGGUGACUAUGAGUUCCGUCUUGAAGCCAGAGAUAAAGCUGGACAGAUGGCGUCUGCUCCUUUCAAGGUGUCCGUCACACAAUCGUUUCCCUUCAAUCAUCUGGUGUUGUUCGAGCUCGACACAUCCGUUGAGCACUUCUCGAAGCCGUCGCCGCUGUCGACGUUCGUGCGCAGGUUAGCGCACGCUUUCCGCUGCACUCUGGACGCGAUCACCAUCCGGAACAUCACAGGAAACGCGACUAAGACCACCGUUACAUGGAGCAACAACACUGUUCCACAUAAGGUUAGUGGAGGCUCUGCGUUCGCAUUCUUAGCUUGUGUUAUUCAUUCAAUCGUUUAUGCGACAUGGUUAGCACUAACACACACACACACACACACACACACACACACCACGCAAAGCAUCUGUAACCAUAAAGAGAAGUGGUGCGUUUGA
Molecule: messenger RNA, 1359 nt
Organism: Angiostrongylus costaricensis
Lineage: Eukaryota; Metazoa; Nematoda; Chromadorea; Rhabditida; Metastrongylidae
Source: the annotation of a GenBank genome assembly